Molecule: messenger RNA, 1309 nt
Organism: Cicer arietinum (chickpea)
Lineage: Eukaryota; Viridiplantae; Streptophyta; Magnoliopsida; Fabales; Fabaceae
Source: RefSeq, a predicted model, not a curated record
UCACACGCCGGUAAUUCAAACAAUGGCGUUCUCAUCUUCCUUGUGGUCUUCUCUCUUUCUUCCAAAUCCCAAUAAAACUAACCGUUUCCCUACAUUCUCUCCCGCCAACCGUAAACUCUCAACCGCAUUCGCCAUCCCCCCGCUCUCAACCGCAACAGCCGCCGACGUUUCCGGCGCAAUAGACGGCACCACAAUCGCCGUAGUAAGCGGAGGUUUCGUAGCCGGCCUCACCGCACUUCUCUCUCUAACAGACCCCGAGAAACGGCGGCGUGAACAGGCGGAGGAAGUUGGCGGCGGCGACAAAGAAGUUGUGAAGGAAUAUUUCAACAACUCCGGGUUCCAACGGUGGAAAAAGAUAUACGGUGAUACUGAUGAUGUUAAUAGAGUUCAACGAGAUAUUAGGUUAGGUCAUUCUAAGACUGUUGAGAAUGCUUUACAGAUGCUGAAAGAUGAAGGCUCGCUCAAGGGUGUUACCGUUUGUGACGCCGGUUGCGGUACUGGUUCACUUUCUAUUCCUUUAGCCAAGGAAGGUGCCAUUGUAUGUGCUAGUGACAUAUCUGCUGCCAUGGUCGCUGAAGCUGAGAAACAGGCGAAAGAACAACUCGUGUCUAGUGAGAAUGGGGUGUCAUCUUUGAUGCCAAAGUUUGUGGUGAGUGAUUUAGAGAGUUUGGAUGGAAAGUACGAUACAGUGGUGUGCCUUGAUGUUUUGAUUCAUUACCCUCAAAAUAAGGCAGAUGGGAUGAUUGCUCACCUUACUUCUUUGGCGGAAAAGCGAUUGAUUCUGAGCUUUGCACCUAAGACAUUUUAUUAUGAUGCGCUGAAGAGGGUUGGUGAGUUGUUCCCUGGGCCUUCCAAGGCAACCAGGGCAUAUCUUCACUCCGAGGGAGAUAUUGAAAGGGCACUGCGUAAGGUUGGGUGGACUAUAAAGAAGAGAGGCUUAACCACUACUCAAUUUUACUUUUCCAGGCUUAUCGAGGCUGUUCCUAUGUAGCGAGGCCAGAGGCUUCAGAGGUAAGUUUUGCAUCAUUAAAGGAAAUUCCUUCGACAUGGAUCGAAUACGUAAUAAUUGACAGAACACUGACAUAAUUUGAUCCCAUGUAGCCAACCCUAUUUAGAGGAAAUUCCGUAUGUAUAUUGUAAGCCAUUUUUUGUUGUGCUUUUGUAUGUUAUGUCAUCCUAUGAUUUGCUGGAUAUGUAUAUUUUAUUUCUUCUCAGUGUAAAAGGAACUAGUGUAAUUUUUUUUUUGUAAUUGGAAAAAAUUUCAAAUUUGAAACUAGAUGUCAGACUGUCAGUUGAUGCGUCGAUUUAA